This is a messenger RNA of Entrophospora sp. SA101, 243 nucleotides long. NCBI's taxonomy places the organism in Eukaryota, Fungi, Glomeromycota, Glomeromycetes, Entrophosporales, Entrophosporaceae. The record is from the annotation of a GenBank genome assembly.
AUGUCGGAAUCUGUUUUAGGCUCUUCAGCUCGUCAACGCUUAGAAUCAUUUCUUUUACUUUCCAAGUCUGCCAAGGGCAGCGCAUGUGUACAACUCAUCAAAGAUGCUUUAGGAGCUCCAGGUGUUUAUGUAUUUGCAGAACUGUUAGACAUGCCAAAUAUUGCAAAGGAUUCUAGGCAAUUGGAUUUCACAAUAAAUUUAACAGACUUUUCCUGUCUAUGUUUAAUAGCUUCGAAACAAUGA